AUGACCAACCCGACCAUGGACAGGGACACUUUCGCCCUGCAGGAGCUAAAACGGCUCCGGGAUGAGAUCAAGCUGUGGGAGAACAGGCUGCUGGCCAGCCAGGCGGAGGUCCAGACCCUCAAGUCCGACCUCGCCCGCCGGUCCCAGGCCCUGGCCCAGGCCGAAGACACCAUCGUGGCGAGGACCAACAAGAUCCUGAGUCUGGAAGCUGAGGUCAAGUCUGCCACGACAGCUGCCAGCCUAGCAGCCGCCGACCUGGCAGCCGCCCGCAGCGAGGUGCGAGCUGCCAAUGCAGAGGCCGACCGCAUCAGCGCGCAGCUGGUGGCGAGGAGCGGCAGCGCACAGACCGUCUUGGAGGGCGCCAACGACGGCAACCACAAGCUGCAGAGCGCACUGGACGCCGCCCGCGCCGAGGUCAAGGAGCUCAAGGCCUCCCAGUCCACGAUGAUGGCGGCCCUGAUGGCGCGAGACAGGAAGCUGGCCCAGCAGUCGGAGGAGCUGUCCAGCAUGGAGGGCCUGCACCUCCGCGUGCGCCAGCUGGAGAACGAGAGGGUGGUCCUCAAGCGCGAUGGCAGGGCGGCGGAGGACGAGGUGGCGGCCCUACAGAAGCAGCUGAACCUGCAGGAGGCGGGUGUGGCCGAGUCCAAGGCGGAGGCGGCGAGGCAUCGCAGCGAGGCGCUGCAGCGCACAGAGUACCUGCGAACCGUGCAGCUGGAGCUGGAGGUGCGAGGGUUUGUUUUUUCUGCGGGAGACUCCGUGAUUUCAAACACGGCAUCGGCCGCUGUGUGCUGUGUCGUCCAUCGCUCCGUAACUCCUAGAAUCUGCUCGCCGGGCUGCCAACCACCCUCCCUCCCACCCCCUUCACAGACGACCAGAGAGACCCUGCGCGCCACCCAGGCCCGCCUGCUGGAGGCGGAGGGGGGCAGGCAGUCCUCCCCUCGCAAGUCCGUCGUGCUUUCCUCACGCUCGACCCCGGCCCCAGGUAUUGUGGGCGCCGGCGGCGACCCGGGCGUCCCUCGGGCCGUGCACGAGGCAGCGCUGGCGGCGCAGCGUUCCGAGGUGGCGGCCCUCCAGGCCCGGCUGGCGGAGGCGGAGUGGGCGGCGCGGCGGCGCGAUACCGCCGCCGCGGCCCCACCAGUGGCAUCAUCGCCGCCUCCGGCCGCCGCGUCGCCGACCCCAGCCGCCGCAGGCCCCGGCGAGGCCGCGCUCUCCGCGCGCCAGGCGCUGCUCCAAGCGCAGGGCGCAUUGAAAGAGGGCCUGGGCAGCCUGGCCGCCGCCUCGCCCCGCCCCAGCCCCGGGCGCAUCAGCAUGGUGGCCAGCAUGGCGGGGUUCGGCCCCGACCCGCCGUCCGGCCCUGCCACCGCCCGCGCGGUCCCCGCGAUGGAUGCCGCCUCCCCGGUGCUUCGUGCCGCCGAGCAGAGUCUGCGCAAGGCGCUGGGCGGCGUGGAGCGGGCGCUGGCGGUGCCCCGGCUGGACCUGGGUGCCGUGGAUGGGGACCCGGCCAGUCCUCAGCUGGCGGAUAAGAAGACCAAGGAGCGGGCUCUUUUGGGCCGCUUUGGUCUUGGGAGGAGGUGA
Auxenochlorella protothecoides is the source of this 1575-nucleotide messenger RNA. RefSeq lists its product as hypothetical. Lineage: Eukaryota; Viridiplantae; Chlorophyta; Trebouxiophyceae; Chlorellales; Chlorellaceae. The transcript is spliced from 6 exons. The record is from RefSeq and is a predicted model, not a curated record. Bases 1 to 1575 code for a protein of 524 amino acids.